AUGCCGUUUGUGGAAGAACUUGUGCACUGCCAAGUCUGCGGAUACCGACCCAAGACUGUGCGUGCAGCAGACCACGUGGACCGGAGCUUGAUCUUCAACGGGCCAGAGAGGCAGACAUAUGACGUGUAUCACAUCGUGGGCACUACGCAAAUGACUCAGGAGCACGCUUGGCCAGUCGAAGCCAGGACAGCAACUUCCGUCCCGGACCUCAAGGGUCGAAUUGUGUUCCGAGUCCGCAAGAAUAUUGGGAUGCAAACUUUUCGUGUCGAGAACCUGGCCGGCCAUCAGAUCCUCACCCUUUCUGACUCCCAGGCUGGUUCUUCGGCGCGCCACGUGCUCAACGCCUGCCCAGAGUGCCCCGACGACCCUCCAGAUGCUGUGGAUGUGUCGCUGCGGGCUGAGAUUGUUGUAUCCGCCGACGGGGCGCCUGAAAGGCAGCUUCGAUACUGCAUUGUCCCUAAGAGUGGCAACUUUCACCAGCUGAGUGGCGAGAUUGAGGAGGCAAUCAGGAAGGGAGACGAUGGAGAUUUUGCUGGCACGUCCACCUGUGACCUGAGCCAGCUCAAAGCCAUCAGGCAUGCCUUGCAGAAUCGCGUGGCGCUCAUCCAAGGCCCUCCAGGCACUGGCAAGACCCUUAUCGGCCACAAGCUGGUGCAGCUCCUGACGGGAAACUCUCGACGUGAAGGAGGGUGGCGAGUUUUGGUACUCACCUACAAGAACGAUGCGCUGGAUGCUUUUUUGGAGCUGUGUAAGAAAGCUCCCGAUAGCCCAGAGGUUGCACGCAUCGGUCGCGGGAGUGCUGAGAGAGCGCGGGCCAAGAAGCUGAUCCAGGAGCAUGCAGAGCUGAAGCAGCGCGAUGCGCAGUGCAAGGCGGCGGUGAGGAGUGCCCAAGUCAAGGUGCAGGAGGCACUGGAGCAGUUUGCGGACCGGGAUACAUACAGUGUUGACACGCUCCUGAAGAGUGUUUCGUGGGACCGGCUGCGUCGGCUUCUGGGGCCAGAGAGCUGGUGUGCUCAGAAGCUGCGGGAGCUCGAAACUGCGGCCGGCUCGCAGCUCACUCCCUUUCUUGCUCUGAGCGCUCGAAGUAUGGACACCAACACCGACGUGGAAGGAAUCAGGCAGCACGUUGAGAAUGAACUGCAGGCUUGGUACCAUCGAGACUGGGCGCUCAAAGAAGUCAGCAAGGGCUGGCCACAGAAGCCAGCCCACUCUGCCAACACCCACAGUGAAGGUUUCGAGAGGCCAGCGAGGCCAGCAGACAUGCCUAACACUCAAGUUGUGGAGGUUGAGACAAAAGAAGAGUGGCAUCAAAUCAUUCAACACAUGAAUGAGGAGAAUUGCAUGAGAGAGGCCGUGGAGUUGAGACCUGGUGUAGUCGUGGAAGAAGGAUGGGUUCUUCGAGGGGAGCACGGGCCAGGGCAGAAUGAGCCUCCGACACUUCCCGCUCGUCUUUGUUUCGGUGAUGAUGAAGCCCAGCUCGAGCUGCAGGCACAAAUGGAAGCGGAGCACUUGGCCGGAAUGGGACUUGAUGGCCGAGAAAGCCGGCAGAUCUCUCAAUGGCCACUAAUUCGCAUGACUGCCUCACAACGCGGCCCCCGCGCGACCAAGUCCCAGAAAGACUACGAUCGCACUUCUGACCUUCACAACCUUCAUGAGCUACAGCGAGCAGAGCUGGUGAAGGAGCAGCUUCUGGAACAAGCCGACAUCUGCUUUAAAGUCCUCGAGCAUGCCCUGGAUGGCUUGGAGCAGGCUUGCAACGAGUUGAAGGCGCAUGAAGAUGACCUUCGUAGGCAGGUUUUCGAGAGGAGCCGAGUUAUUGGCAUGACCAUCAGCGGUGCUUCCAUCCACUCUGCACUGCUCGCGCAGCUGAAGCCAGACGUGGUCCUCAUUGAAGAGGCGGCAGAAGUGUUGGAACCUGCUGUGCUGGCUGUUCUGGCACCGUGGGUCAAGCACCUGAUCAUGAUCGGUGACACGAGACAGCUGCCGCCAAUGGUGAAAACGUACGCGUUGAAAAGGAACCAUUCCUUUGACGUGAGCAUGAUGGAACGAUUGAUCCAGAAUGAUUUGCCAAGUGCUGAGCUGCACGCCCAGGGGCGGAUGCUGAGCGAGAUAUCUCGGCUUCUGAAACCCAUCUACGCACAUCUGAGCGACAUCGUGGCUGAAACAGGCAAGCUCUCUCCACCACGAUGUGUGGCCUCCGCCGUGUUCUUCUGGCAUUGCCCACACCCAGAGCAAAACCAAGAAGCUUGUCCCUAUACCGCCAAGCAGAAGAGUCAGCGAGGAUAUGUCAACGUUGCAGAGUGCGAGCGUGCAGUUCAGCUGGCGGGCUUCUUCAUAUCCCAGGGCUAUGCUCCAGACAAAAUCACCUUGCUUGCUCCUUACGAAGCACAAGUCGCCCUCAUCAGACGCAGUCUGGAAACACAUCUUUCCGGGUACAUCGCAGGAUGGCCUGCAGAAAAUUUAAGAGGAUUCGGCGCAAGGCUCGAUACAACCCUCAUCGUUGGCAACAAGGUGCAUGUGACUAAGUCCUUGAUCGAUGAGGGGAGAAUCAUCAUGGCAACUUCCGGCGACUUCACGCCAGCUGAAGGCAUGUACAGCGUCAGAGUCCUCCAACGUCGCGACGCAAUGUACGAGGCAUGCUUGACGCCUUGCCUGCAGCCAAUUGUCAGCUCUAUCGACAGGUAUCAAGGAUUGGAGAACGACGUGGUCAUCGUGUCUCUGGUGAGGUCAAACGCCACGAACAAGCUCGGCUUUUUGAAAGAUGAUGGGGGAAAGCGGCGAAUGUGCGUAGCCCAGUCGCGUGCCAGAUGCGGCUUGUAUUUCAUUGGUAACGCAGAUUGCUUCAGUACAGCUCCACACUGGAAACAGCUUCUCGACAUGCUGAGAGAACGUGGACAGCUUGGGAACGGCUUUCCACAGCGAUGUGUUCGCCAUCCGGGAGUUCGUAAAGACGCAUUGGAAGCCGAUGAUCUCGGCUGCAAGGAGAUGUGUGGCCAACCCUUUGGGUGCGGCUUUCCCGAGCAUUUGUGUAGGCUCCCGUGCCAUCCGGAAGACGGGAGCCACGGCGCUGAGAGCUGCAGGUGCACAAUUGCGGCUGUAGGCAAAUGCGACAAAGAUCCGCCUCACGUUCUCAUUGUGCCAUGCAUCCAUCGGGCCGAGAUAUCAGACCAGAUGCCUUGCCCCAAUUGCAGCCGAUGUGGUGGCGAUGAUGGUAGUGGGCAUUCCGGCUGGCAAGGUGCUUUUGACCCAACCAACGCUUCCGGCAGCACGAACCCGGCUGGUCAGAAUUGGGACUGGUGCGAUCGCAAACGCAAAGACUGGCACCGUUGGCCUGUGACUGACAGCAAGCGAAGGCGAUGUUCGGACAGAGCCAGAUGA
Symbiodinium natans is the source of this 3378-nucleotide messenger RNA. The record is from the annotation of a GenBank genome assembly. NCBI's taxonomy places the organism in Eukaryota, Dinophyceae, Suessiales, Symbiodiniaceae.